Molecule: messenger RNA, 2852 nt
Organism: Clupea harengus (Atlantic herring)
Lineage: Eukaryota; Metazoa; Chordata; Actinopteri; Clupeiformes; Clupeidae
Product: rho-related GTP-binding protein RhoG-like
Biological process (GO): small GTPase-mediated signal transduction
Molecular function (GO): GTPase activity; GTP binding
Source: RefSeq, a predicted model, not a curated record
GGCUCCAAGACUAGGCCCGUAUAGAUGGCUUAUAGGCUAAUCGAUUUAAGACAUAGUCUCCUCUGUUAACAACAUGCCUCAUGAUUUAUUGAAACUUGACUGUAACCUAGGCCUUUUACAUGCACAUGCAAUUGGAGACGACGCUAGACACGUCAAGAGCUUUCGCUGGAUAAAGAGUAUGUUUGGUGCAUAAAGCAGUGAAGGUGCCAACAUGCAAAGUAUAAAGUGUGUAGUGGUCGGCGAUGGAGCUGUCGGGAAGACUUGUCUCCUUAUUUCCUACACGACCAACGCCUUCCCCAGCGAGUACAUCCCCACCGUGUUUGACAACUACAGCUCCCAGGUUACCGUGGACAGUAGGACUAUUAGUCUGAACCUGUGGGACACUGCUGGGCAGGAAGAGUAUGACCGCCUCCGCACCCUCUCCUAUCCCCAGACGAAUGUCUUUGUCAUCUGCUUCUCGAUCGCCAGCCCACCCUCCUAUGAGAAUGUCAAGCACAAGUGGCACCCCGAGGUGACACACCACUGCCCCAGUACGCCUAUCCUGCUGGUGGGCACCAAGAAGGACCUGCGGAACGACCCUGAGAUCCUGAAAAAGCUGAAGGACCAGAACCAGACCACCGUCACCCAACAGCAGGGCACGGCGCUGGCCAGACAAAUCCAGGCCAUCAAGUACCUUGAGUGCUCGGCUCUCAACCAAGAUGGUAUAAAGGAGGUGUUUGCUGAGGCUGUGCGUGCUUUUCUCAAUCCACAGCCAACUACCACCAAGAAACCAUGUGUGCUGUUGUAGAUGAGUCAAACAGCAUGCCUGUCACUGAAGGAUGUAAAAACUGUUUGAUAUAACUUAAUAUACAACUAUAGUUAUAAAAUUAGGUCGUAUUGUUUGUCAGAAUUCCAAUUAGGGCAAUUUUGCAAAACAAAAUAUAUUGAGGAGUUGGAUGUUAAUCAAACUAAGCAGUUUCAGUAAAGGGUUUUAUUAUAUUGUAUGUGUUUUAUCAAUGUAUUAAUUUAAAUGAGCCACCCAGCUGUGAACCUUAUCUAACUUACUGAGACAUGAUGUGCUUCUUUUCAUGUGUAGUGGUUGUUAGAGUUUUUGACAAAGGAAUCACUUAUCCAAUAACAGCUUUCUUCCUGAAAAUUUCUUUUUUUUAAACGCUGAUGUCUGAAAGAUUGCCAUGUUGGUUAUUCUUGGCUCUAUAGAGUUGAGAAUUACAGUGCUUUCAUUACUCUAAACCUGAGUUGUUAUCUAUGUCUGAAUACAUACCUUCUCCAUUCCACUUUCAUCCAGUCUGCUUACGCUUUAUAAAAUGUAUUCUUUUAGAUUUCUGUGUUAAAUGCAAAAUAAUAGUCAACCUGGUUUAAUAUCACUUGGAAAGCUGACUAAGAACAGAGACUUGAUAAGCAUGGUUGUAUAACACUGAGCUAAUUUUAUUUAAAUCAUGAACUGUUGUGGAAAAAUGUCUUUGAUAUUAAUAAUAGAGUUACAGAGAUAAGAAGAUGAGGGUGUGGAGUUGUUUCUCAGUGGUGAACACUGGACCUUGGUUAACACCUAUCCUUAGGUAGUUGGUUAGUUAGUUCUUUUAUAUGUGAAGCAUUGCUGCAGCUCUAUGCUAUAGUAUCCCUGAUUUGAAUGUUUGGGUGUGCAUAAGGUUCCAUACAAAAGAGGAAACAAAGUGUCACUUCUGAUAAGCUACGCAGAUUUUCCUAUCAGAGUCAUUAGUCAGCAUGAGAGAAAGAAACAGGGACAGAGACGGUGUGUGUGAGAGAGAGGAAAAGAGGGAGAAAGACAGAGAGAGAGGGAGCACGCAUGCACAAAAAAAAGGGAACUGGUUGGUUACUUCCUUCUAAAAAUCCACAGCUAUUUUAACCGGGGAUUUCAUUUCUCUCUCUCUCACACUCAGCCUUGUUCCUCCCUUCUUCUCCUGUUGUGUAGCUCUGUCAAGAAUUCUUCAUCUAGAGUAGUCAUCUUGGAAUUUCCAGACCACUGGCCUAGAGAAGAGGGAGGGGCCUGUGUGUUAGAAAUCUAGGCUCUGUUCUCCCUCUUCUUUCAAAAAUCACUGUGUAGAUUUUUACUAACUUUUUUAAAUGAUUUUUUAAUUUAUAAACUGUUGAUGUAAUUUACAAAAAGUAUACAUCUGCUUUGUUUCUAAGUAACAGGCUGAUCAGGGAAAUAACAUUAUUUUAUAACUGUAAAGGGGUCCCUGCCAGGCACCAUUCUGGGGAUAAAAUAGUUUUCCUCUCUUCAUAAUACCACACAUAUCAUGGAAAUAUCCUUCUUUUCAAUAACUCCUCUUUACAUUUUUCCCUCUUUACAAAAAAACAUGGACAUGUUUGAGAAACCCUGACCCCAAGAUGUAAGUGGAGAUAGCACAAACCAUGAGGCCAGUAGCUGUCCUCCAUUUCCUGGGGAUUCAUUUGAGAGUUAAAUUACCCUCUGGUCUGUCGAAAGGGUUGUUAGAUAUCAUUCACAGCCUAAACCGUCUGCCGUGUCAUGUCCACUUCCGUCAGAGGAUUCAUUUGAUAGUAAAAUCACCUGCCGCUGCCAAGCAGCACAAACAACUAAACUAACAGAUUAGGCAUUGUUUGUAAGUUAUUCUAAAACUUUAAAUACACAAUGUGUACCUUGCAUGUUUCUGGUAUGGGGAUAACCGAGUAUGGUAGACGGAGCUCUGCCUUUGUGUAGACACCUCAACCACUGGCAAGGAAACACAUAAUCUGCGAUAUUUCAUGAGGUAUCUGCUGGUGUGUGUGCAAAGCAGGUGUCUUGUAUGGGUCUGGAUGCUAUCCUUGUGUGUUUUCACUUCUCCAUUUCAUCUAUGGGUGGUUUCUGAGAUAAAAACAGAUAAUCAAUCUUA